GGCGAUCAGGCAUUGGAUAUGAACCACGUUUGAGAUGCCUUGAGAAGCUGGGCCACACCUGCCUAGGAUUCAGCUGAGAGCAGGGAGACACGACACGACAUCUUAAUAAGACCCCACUAGCCAAGACGCCUGAGUAUAUAAUACAUCGCUCAGAUGGAUAUCCAUCAAGAAUCAUCAAGACCCUCGUGGCAGAACGGCCCCAUCCAAAAUACUAAGGUGAUCGAAGACCCUAUCUCCCUAUUUAGACAAUUUGUCUCCGCGGUAUCUUCAGACACUUUGAAAGACAUCCGACCUCGAUCAGAGUUUUCAACAUUUGUACGGGAUUUGUGCGUAAAGGCACCGUCCGUGGCGCAAUAUCUCGUCCAAGAAAUCCUCAACCACUCAAGAGACGAUUCCCAACCUGAAGUUCAAGGCUCCAAAGAAUUCGAGACAAGCACUACCACUAAACAGUCAUCAAAAAGGAGAAAGCAAUCAGACCGCUCCUACCGACCUCCUAAGUCCUCUCGAACGCAGCCGGAGAUUCCCAGAGACAGGGCUAAAGAUUCAAACGAAGCUUCCAGCAUCAAUUCCCAAGUCGGUGACGACACCAGUGUGUCAAAGAACUACUCAUGCUACUCAUACUACUCAUGAAUAUUCAUGAGUAGCGUGAGUAGAAUAUGAGUAGCGUAAUGUCCUGAAAAUUUGAGUAGAGUAGAGUAUAUACUCAUGAGUAGUAUAAGUAGUAAUGAGUAGCCG
This is a messenger RNA of Hyaloscypha bicolor E, 735 nucleotides long. RefSeq lists its product as uncharacterized. Bases 154 to 630 code for a protein of 158 amino acids. The record is from RefSeq and is a predicted model, not a curated record. NCBI's taxonomy places the organism in Eukaryota, Fungi, Ascomycota, Leotiomycetes, Helotiales, Hyaloscyphaceae. The transcript has 3 exons.